Melopsittacus undulatus (budgerigar) is the source of this 2632-nucleotide messenger RNA. RefSeq names its product TNF receptor associated factor 1 (gene TRAF1). NCBI's taxonomy places the organism in Eukaryota, Metazoa, Chordata, Aves, Psittaciformes, Psittaculidae. Gene Ontology annotation, cellular component: cytoplasmic side of plasma membrane. Bases 1 to 1677 code for a protein of 558 amino acids. The record is from RefSeq and is a predicted model, not a curated record. The transcript has 10 exons. Gene Ontology annotation, biological process: regulation of apoptotic process; protein K63-linked ubiquitination; tumor necrosis factor-mediated signaling pathway. Gene Ontology annotation, molecular function: zinc ion binding; tumor necrosis factor receptor binding.
AUGGCUGAGAAAACAAGCAGAGGCCCACAGGAUAGCCCUGUCUCAUCUCCUGAUGAAAAUGAAUUUCCUUCUGGAUACCCCACUAACAUAUGUGAGGAUGUGCCUGAUCAGAAGUACCUGUGCAGCAACUGCAAUAACAUUCUGAAGAAGGCCCUGCAGACGCUCUGUGGGCACAGGUACUGCUCAGCCUGCCUCGCCUGGAUUGCACGAAACAAUAAAAAUGCAAUUUGCCAGAAAUGUAAAGAGGAAGAUCCCAGCACUUCCAGUGAGGGAAGUCUGUUGGCAGAAGAAAGGGCAUUUGGUGAUGCUGCUAUUAAUAAAGAGAUUUCUGAACUGAGAGUACACUGUGUGACCCUGGGAUGCAGCUGGUCUGGUAUCAUGAAAAACUUCGAAGAGCAUCAGAGUUUAUGUGAAUAUGCUUUAAUCCCCUGUCACACUGGUUGUGGACACAUGGUGAUGAGAAAGAAACUUGCAGAUCAUUUGGAAAAUGGAUGUGUUAAUAACGUGACAACGUGUCAGAGGUGUAAGAAGAGCUUAUCCAGUAGUGAAUACCAAGAACAUUCAUGUGAAGGCAGUUUAUGUAAGGAACAAACCCAUGUGCAAACAGAAACACCAUCAAGAGAAAAGAACUGCUCUACACCCUCAGUCAACAAGGAUGGCUGUCGCUUCUCUGAGGUCGGCUGUUCAUUCAGGGGAAGCAAAGAGAAGGUAAAGGAUCAUGAGAGAACUGCAGUUGGAGCCCACAUGCUGCUUCUGCUGCAGCACAUAAAGCAACUGAAGGCAAGCUUGUGCAUUGCUGCCAAAGCUGCAAAUGGUUACAUCCCACAGACAGAGCUGAGAGUGAAUGGUGCAGGAAAAAGCAUCCCUGAUCUGCAGAUCCCAGCAGGGCUGGAAACCCGUGGGGAUGUGGAAGAAGAUUGUUUUCCUGAAUCUUCCGUUUCUCAAGAGGAAUCUGCUCUGCAGCAACUUGUGAGGGAGAAAGUGAUUUCUGAGCUAGAAAAUAAGCUACAAGUGUUUGAGAAUAUUGUGGCAGUCCUCAAUAAAGAGGUGGAGAUCUCCAGCCUGGAAAUCGUGGCCUUUCGGAGACAGAGUGAACUUGAUCAAAAUAUGAUACGAGGCCUUGAACUGAAGAUUGCAGAGUUGCACCGGUGUCUGACGCAGAAGGACGCAGGCCUGAGCAGCCUUCAUAAGAGUCUUCUGUUCUCUGAGCAAGCUUCCUAUGAUGGGGUCUUUCUGUGGAAAAUAACAGACGUUGGCAGGAAGUUACAAGACUCUGUGACUGGAAGAACAGUCAGUUUGUAUUCACCAGCUUUCUACACUGCAAAAUAUGGCUACAAGGUAUGUCUGAGGGUGUAUCUGAAUGGGGAUGGGACAGGAAAAGGAACCCACAUGUCCCUGUUCUUUGUUGUCAUGAAAGGAGACUACGAUGCUUUACUCUCAUGGCCUUUCAGGAACAAGGUUACAUUUAUGUUGCUUGACCAAAACAACAGGGAGCACGUUAUUGAUGCGUUUCGCCCAGACUUGACUUCUGCUUCAUUUCAGAGACCAGUGAAUGAUAUGAAUAUUGCAAGUGGCUGUCCCAUGUUUCUCCCUUUGUUCAAAUUACAGUCACCUAAAUAUGCCUAUGUGAAGGAAGACACACUUUUCCUUAAAUGCAUUGUCGAAACAAAUCAUUAAAUCUUGAAACACGGGUGUCUGGUAAAACACCCACUGAAUUUCAUUAGUUUACAAGGAAACCAAAACAUCAGCUUGAGACCUUGUAUUAGUUUUCACGCGCACAGAUAAUCCAGAGAGCCCAAGCCUGAAUCCCUGAACCCAUUCACAUCAGCUGAAUAUCUGCCUGCUAGAGUUAGCUACAGCUGAGCAUGCCCAGUACUUUGCUCAUGGAUACUGGAAAUGAGAACUGUGAUUAUUUCAUCAAAACAGCCAAUAUUCCCGGUGUAGGUGUAUGUUACAGUCACACACACCCUGCAGAUGCACUUGAGGAAAGAAGCACUAUACUUUCUCACACCUGGCCCAGAUGUGGGUGUCAUUCUGUUGGUAGUGGGCAGAGAGAGCAGCCAGAGCUCCCUUCCAGCACCCUGGGGUUGGGAGGUUUCAGAAGCUGAGCUUUCCCUAUCCUCCCCCGGCUGUGCAGCUCCAUUCCCAGGAGGCACAGUGCUGGCUGGCAGCCCUGGUGUGGGAUUCUGCCUGUUCCUCCACCAGGGACAUGGGUAGAUUCCUUCCCCUAAGGCACUGAUUGGGUGUCUCUGUGCUUAUUGGUGACCUUGAAAGCAGUGAGUUGUGGAUAGCAUUUGUAACUGGAGUUGAUACCAGAUGAUUUAUGUCUUGCUAUUUAUUUUAGAUCUAUAUUUAUGUGCUCUGUAAAGAGAUGUCCUAUUGCAUCAGCAAUCAGUGACCACAUUGCACUGUGCCUUGGGGAAAUCACCUCUUGUAUUUCCAAAGGAGUCGUUUGACUUUCCCAUUUCAGAUUUGGAGCUCUGAGGGCUGGUAACCCCAGGGAAGUUCAGAGCCAGGCCAAGCAGUGUAAGGACCCCUCAGUAGCUCCAUUUUCAAGUGUUCAGUCACUUCCUGGACCUUCAAGGCAAGUGACUUAGUAGAAAAUACUGAUUUUAUUUUUUACUGCUUUAUU